AUGAUCCAACUGUAUUGGAGUUGGGUAUUAGAUGUUCCUGAAUGUGAUGCACCUAGUGUAGCUCCACGGGUAUGUAAGGACCUUGAUGAGUUAAACUCUGUUGUGCAGCAGUUGAGGAAUGAGGUUGCAGUAUUGCACCGUGAGAAGGGUCAGCUAGAGGAGAAAGUUUUACGCUUGGAAAAGUGUAUCAGUCAUGCAGACGCGAGGAAGACUGGGGAUGCUGGAGAGGAGAGGAAUAAGACUGAGGAUGCUAGAAAGAAAAAGAGUCAGAAGACUGAGGAUGCUGAAAAGAAGAGUGAUAAAACUGAGGAUGGUGGAGUAGCCGAAUCGAGAGAGCAGCAUGUACAAAAUGCUAAAGAAGAGAUGCAAUAUACACCCUCGGAUAUAAAUUGGGAUGAUCCAGGUGUGGUGUGUGUCACCUUUGUUAAAUUUCUUACAAAUCCUCCUCGAAAGAUUGACAUGUCCACUGCUGAGGGUGAAUGUGGCGAAGAUGUUAUAGUUGGGGUCCAGCAAAAGAAGGGUCGGGGAAAUAAUGAGAUUCUUGGCCUUGCGAUGAAGAGGCGAAGGGCAGUGGUGAAGGAAACUCCAUGGACAGGUCGGGAGAUUCCCAAUAUUUCGGAGGACACAAUUGUUGACCCCCUAAGGCCUAUUCCUCGUGAUUCCCUUUUAGAGGUUGCGAAAUUCUGCUGGGAAUGGGGACAAGAAGAAAAUUCACAUGUGCGGUUAUGUGGAGAAGAUGGUAUGGAAGAACAUAGACAUGGCCUUGCUUUUGCUACGGGAGCGGCACAAGAGCUCUGGCAACUAGCAAAUGAAGGCGUAUAUGGGAAAGGAGGACAGGUAGCACAGCAAGGGUCUACUGGGAAUGGUCAAGGGCGAAGGGCCUAA
Molecule: messenger RNA, 885 nt
Organism: Prunus armeniaca (apricot)
Lineage: Eukaryota; Viridiplantae; Streptophyta; Magnoliopsida; Rosales; Rosaceae
Source: the annotation of a GenBank genome assembly